CUUUGCCUUUUUCACUGGUUUACUACUACGCUUUAAUUUAUAGUAAGGGUCUUUAUCAUAACCGUUACUCUCUUGUUCUUCUAGCAUUGCAAUCAUGUCGGGCACAACCACUCCCAGGAAACGUAAUCUUGAGGACGAUCUUCCAAGCUUUGAUGAUCCAGCGGAUUUAGUUAAUGCAGUUAUUUCGACUUUGCAACAACCUGAAGAUAGAACUAAUGUUGCAAAUAAUUACGCCAAUGAUAAAAACCAUGCUACUGAAAUUCAAGCCUACGCAAAGAUUGCUGGUCAAGAUUGGACUUUUUAUGUCAAGUCUUUAGCUGUUUCAAUCGGAAGAAAUACUGAUAAUCCCGGUGCUGCUAAUAAUUCAAACACUCCUUUAAUUGAUAUUGACUUGGGUCCUGCUAAAGUCGUUUCAAGACAACACGCUACCAUUACUUAUAAUAUCGAUUUGAGUUGUUGGGAAUUAAAAGUAUUGGGUCGUAAUGGUGCUAAAAUUGAUGGCCAAAAAAUGCCGGUUGGCAUUCAACAUGCAACUCCUUUACAUCUGGGAGCUAUUUUAGAUAUCGGUGGUACUCAAAUGAUUUUCAUUUUACCAGAUUCUCCUCCUGAUAUACUGCCUAAAAUGUUAUCUACUUGUUUAUCAAAAUAUAAAUCAAACAUGAAUAAAGUUAGAAAAUCUUCUUCAAGUUCUUAUUCUCAUUCUGGUCCAGUUAAAAGCUUCCAAAUGUUUGAUAAAGCUCAAUUAACUCAUUCUCCUUCAUCAGUUUCUGCAUCUUCUUUACAAAAUAAUUUAGAUCAAGAUUUAUCUAAAGUUGAAGCAAAAGAUAUAAAACCUCCUUAUUCUUAUGCUACCAUGAUUACCCAAGCUAUUUUAUCAAAUGACGAUGGUGUAAUGUCUUUAUCUGAUAUUUAUAAUUGGAUUAGUGAUCAUUAUGCUUAUUAUAAAUAUAGUAAAACUGGUUGGCAAAAUUCAAUUAGACAUAACUUAUCUUUAAAUAAAGCUUUUGAAAAAGUUCCAAGAAGACCAAAUGAACCAGGUAAAGGUAUGAAAUGGCAAAUUAGUGAAUCUUAUAAACAGGAUUUUUUAAAUAAAAUUCAAAAUGGUUCUUUACUGAAAACAAGAAGAGGAUCUUCAGUUUCAAGACAAUUACAAUUACAUUUAGCUACUCAUCAACAAUUACCUGAUACUCAAAAAUAUUUUGAUAAAAAUGAAAAGGCUAACUCUCAACCCCCUCAAUCAACUCACCAACAAUCUCAACCUCCUCAAUUACAUCAAAGAUCAGAUUCUUAUGAUUAUAGAUUUUCUCAUUCAAGAAAUAAUUCUAUACCUAAUUUAGGCCAGCCAAUGCAAUAUCCUGGAAUCCCUAAUAAUCCUAUACAAUCAAAUCCUCUUUCUUAUCUAAAUCAACCAAAUGGAGGUUUCAUGGGUAUUCCUCCAAAUGCUUCAAGAGCUUAUUCUCCUUAUCAACCAGUUGCUGCUCCUGCUCAUUUUAUGUAUGGUACUUCAAUGUUAAAUCAAUCUGCUCCUCCACCUCCAAUCCAACAACAACUUCAACCUCAACACAAUAAUGCUAAUAUAUACUUAGCCCAACAACAACAGCAUCAACAACCUCAACCCCAACCUCAACAACCCCAACCCCAACCUUCUCAACAAGUUCCUUCAGCUCCUCAAAAUUCAUUGAAUAAACCAAAAUCUAAUGAAGAUAAUCAAGCAUCAGAUCAAAAGACAAAAAGUGAACUAUCGUCUCCAAUGCGUCAGGAAAGUAACUUAAAUUCAACAACUCCAAAGCUCCCAAAAGUGACAUCGGGAGGUCAUUUAUUUAACCUCCCGCCCCCUUCUUCUAAUUCUCAUAACGUCGGUAGCUCAGCACCUCAAGCUCACCAUUCUCGUCUGCAUAGUUAUAAUAAUAAUACUAAUGGUGGCCAAGAUACUGGUAAUUCUUUUGGAAAUUCAACCAAUAAUCCAAAUAGUAGUGAAUCAAAUCAAAAUAAUACUACUGGUCAAACUAAUAAUACUUCUGAAUUUGGCAUGGGUUUUACUAGUCCAAAAAAAAUCGCUCCAUUAGAAGCAUUUACCCCAGAACGAGGUUCAAAAUCAAAUGGAGCUAAUAAAUUAGGAGUACCAAAUGGAUCUAAUACUAAUCAAUCUUCUCCAGCAUUUUGGAAUUUUGUUCAAUUUAGUACUCCAAACGCUCAAACUCCUUUAAGAAAGAAUAGCGAUGAACUGAAUAGUCAAGGAAGUCCAACAUUAAGUAGAAAAAAUUUAUCUAAUGGUUUGAAAAAUGAAGAUGACUUAAAUAAUAAUGAUGAAGAGAAUGAAAAUGGAGUUUCUACAAAUGAUGAUGGGUCACCAUCUGAAAAAGCUGAUGUUAAAAUUGAACUGGAUUCAAAAAGUGAUUUAAAUUCAAGAAAAGAUGAACCAGUCAGUACUUAA
This is a messenger RNA of Hyphopichia burtonii NRRL Y-1933, 2434 nucleotides long. RefSeq names its product forkhead family transcription factor (gene FKH2). Gene Ontology annotation, biological process: regulation of transcription by RNA polymerase II. The coding region runs from base 95 to 2434 and encodes 779 amino acids. Gene Ontology annotation, molecular function: DNA-binding transcription factor activity, RNA polymerase II-specific; RNA polymerase II cis-regulatory region sequence-specific DNA binding; protein binding. The record is from RefSeq and is a predicted model, not a curated record. Lineage: Eukaryota; Fungi; Ascomycota; Pichiomycetes; Serinales; Debaryomycetaceae. The transcript has a single exon.